AUAUGGUGUCUCCCUUCCCUUCCCCAGGUGGAGGCGGAGGACGCGGACGCCGUGGACCGCGGGGGGCUGGUCUACAGUCUGGGGGAGGCGCACGUCCCGGCCCACGCCCUGCCCUUCGCUAUCAACCCCCACACCGGUCACCUCUUGCAGCUACAGGCCGUGGACAGAGACCCACCUGACGGACGCGCGGAGUGGCAGAUCAAGGUGCAGGUGAGAGACGGCCAGCGAGUCUCACCCUCACUUAUCGCAGCCGCCGACCGAGCCUCCCGCCACCGCCCCCGCUCCGCCCCCCACCCACGCCCCCCGCCCCCUCCCCAGGACCCCCCGCACUUCGAACCUAUGGGGGAGGUGCAGGAGGGGCCAAGAGGUCAGGGGAGGCAAGGGGUUCUGUUCCCAGGGGUGUAUUUCACGUGGGGUGGCGACGAGACAUCAAAAAUUGUGCCCCUUGAAAAUUCCCUCCAGAGUUCUGUGUUUUCUUCCAUCCGCGAGGGAGAUGCGGAGGGAAAGGAGGAGAGACAGGAAGCAGGCACCCGUAACUCCCCUAGGAUGCAGGAGGGAGUAGGACCAGGAGGCGUAGGAGGCGUAGGAGGAGGAGGAGGAGGAAGAAGUGAAGGGAGGCCAGAGUUUCCGAUGGGUUUCAUAGAUGGUGCGCAACGACAAAGAACAACAACAACUCGGGCUGAUGGGGGAACGACGAGGCUGCAGAGGAAGAGGAAGAGAGGAGGAGACUUUAUGCCCAACAACCGCAGGGCGACGAAGAGGAAGACAAGGGAGAAGACGUACAGGAGCACCAAGGACGACGCGAUAAAAGGAAGAGGCGCUAAACAGGAAAUAAAAAGAGAUAAGCAGGAAAUGAGAAGAGAAUCCGCCAGGGUGUCAAAAAAUAUCCCCACUCGAGUGAAAGCCGAGGGACUGGAAGCCGGCGUAGCGACAGGGGGAAGGAGGCUGAGAGAGGCCCCUUUCAACCCCUGGGGGAGACCACGCACCAAAUACAUCCCCCUGAGAAGGCAAACAAGACAGACGAGGCAAACAAGACAGACAAACCACAUGAAGCGUAAACAACCACCCAGCGAGGACUUAUACAAGGCAAAGAGACCCGUGGACGAACUAAACCUCCAUCACGACCAUUCUUUGAGCCGCGCGGAGCCUCAUUUCCCUCCUACAAACGGGACCAAGAGUAGGAGGAGAAUCGGCGGCGGUGCACGGGUCCCCCCCCACGGCCAUCACCCCUCGUGCCUCGUAACUCCGCCAUUAUCGGGUCGCAGUGCAAAGUUGGCACGUAAUAGAUACAGAAACUCGCUCCUUCUCCACUCUUUCGCGAGACGGUCCAGCGGCGGGGGCGAAGAGGAGGAAGGAGGAAAAGGGGGAAUAGAAGUAGAUAAAGCAAGACAAAGGAGCGAGAGGAGGAAGACAGGCUGUAACGUAGGGCUGGAAAAUAUCCCACCGCUGCCACCAGUGUUGAGGAAUGAGAAAACGGGAAACAGGAAACCGCAAAAGAAAACGAGGAGUGAAUUCGACUAUAACCACAACCACCAACACUACCGACCCACCCAUCACGCCCACACCCACGGCCCCACACCCACGCACACCCACACCCACGCUGCCUCCCCCAGAAGAAAAAGAGACACACGCACGAGCAGGAAGCCAUUGGAAGACGAUGAAAUGUAUGUACGGAGAUACAAAGCCAUGAACGGGCGCUGCGACACCUACGACACGUUUUCUAUACGCGGAGAAAACGAGAACGUGAAAGAAAACGAAGAUACGAGGGAGGACGAUGGUAAUGUGAAGCGCAUGAACAACGAGAAGGAUAAUGAAGUGGAGGAUGAGGAGGAGAUAAGAAGUGAGUUAGAGUGGAGGAGGAGGAUAGGGGAGAUGAUCGCGGAGAUGAGACGGGAGGAGGUGCAUGUGGCGGAGACUGUGGUGAAGGUGGUGGUACAAGACGUCAACGAUAACGCCCCAGUCUUCCCUAACACUACCAUGUACGGCGAAGUGCAAGAGAACGGCCCGAUCAAUCUCUCCGCGGGCGUGGUGUGGGCGUGGGAUGCUGACGACCAGGCGGAGGGGAGCAACGCCAUCAUCACCUACAGAAUCCAGAAGAAUGUGCUGGACGAGCGGACGGGCGAGGCCAUCUUCCGCAUCCACCCGCACACCGGCCUGCUGCACACCGCCAUCUGCUGCCUCGACCGGGAGACCACGCCCGAGUACGAGGUGCAGGUGGUGGCCCAGGACGGCGGCGGGCUGACAGGCACGGGGACGGUUGUAGUGCGACUAGCGGACGUCAACGACAACGCCCCCCGCCUGAGUCGUCACCUGUGGGCCGUGGAGGUGGACGAGACGGGCGGCGCCGCUCCCCCCGACACCAACCUGACGCUGCUGCAGAUCACGGCCACGGACAGGGACACGGCCAACUACUUCUACUACAGGGUGGUGGAGGCCAGCGGGUGGGGGUGGCAGCAUUUCGGGGUCCGCACGGUGGGCACGGCGGGGCACCUCCACGCGCUGAAGACUCUGGACUACGAAGACGAGGCGCAGCGGCGGGGCUUCAGGUUCAUGGUGCAGGUGACGGACCGGGGCCGCGGGGGUUGGGGGGACUCCCGCCACACCGACACGGGCUGGGUGGAGGUGCGCCUGCGGGACCUGAACGACAACCCGCCCGUGUUCUCCCGCCCGCACGCCCACGUCACGGUGAGCGAGGACGCCGCGCCGGGCACCCUCCUCACCUCCCUGCCCGCCUCCGACCCUGACAUGGCCGGGAGGCAGGGGGUGACGUACCAUGUGACGGGGGGGUGGGGGGCGCUACGAGUCGACGAGGAGGGGGGCGUGAGACUCUGGAGGGGGCUGGACAGGGAGGCGGAAGGGGGUGCGGUGGGGGUGGGGAGGGUGAUAGCGGUGGACACAGGGCAGCCCCCCCUCACCUCCACCUCCACCCUGACCAUCACUGUGUCCGAUGUGAAUGACUCGCCCCCCCGCCUCCUGCCCCCCACUCGCCUCUUCGUGCAGGAGGGCGCCCCCGCUAGUCUCCUGGGGGUCCUACAGGCGACGGAUGAUGACCUCUGGCAGUUCGGUCACGGCCCCCCCUUCACCUUCGAGCUCUCCCCCGCGAACCCCAGUCACGUGACCCAGGCGGUGACCUUGAAGAUGAGGAAAGAGCUGGCCAGUGGGCGCGGGGGAGCCGAGGUGUGGAGCCUGGCGCCGCUGGAUCGUGAGGCGGCGGCGGAGGUGGUGGUGGAGGUGGUGGUGAGCGACGCGGGGGGGCGGGGGGCGGCGUACCCGGUGGUGGUGGUUGUGGGUGACGUGAACGACAACCCUAUGAAGCCCGGGGCGAAGGUGGUACGACUCUGGAAGGUGCAGGGCGGGGGAGCAGACGUGGCCCUGGGGAGAGUGUAUGUGAACGACCCCGACGACUGGGACCUGGGGGACAAGAUGUUCCGCUGGGGGGGCGCGGCGCACCCCCUCUUCACCCUCAACCAAGACACCGGGGAGAUUUACGGCUCGGCGCAGCUCAGGGAGAGGAGGUACGAGCUGCACUUCCUGGUGAGUGACCGCCGCUGGGGCCAGAGGGACGUGCCGGCCAACGUGACGGUGGAAGUGACGCACCUCACGCCCGAGAGCCUGGCCAGCGCCGUGCCCAUCAGCCUCUCGCCAACCUCGCCCGCCGCCAUCACCGCGCACUGGACGCCCAAGACAGGCGGGGGGGGUCUGGGUACUCUGUCGGGAGCCGUGCGGGAGGUGGUGGGGGGCGCGGGGGCGGGGGUGGAGGUGCUCAUCGUUAGCGUCUACGGUACCCCAACCAGCGACCCCCAGCCCUCCCAGCACGACCCCUCCCCGGACAGCCCCCACCCCCGGACAUGGGUGUGGGUCAGCGUGAGGCAGCCCCCCGUCGCCCCUACCGCCCCCACCACCCCCGUACCCUUCAUGAACCCCGUCAAGUUGAGGGGGCUGCUCUCCCUACAUCAGGAAAAGUUGGAGAAGGUGAUGAAUCUGAGGGUGAUGGUGGGGGACGCCGCGCCCCCCUCCCCCCCAACGCCCCCCCUCCACCCCCCCUCCCUGGCCUCCAUGGUGCUUCCUCUGCAGGUGGUGGACACAAACCUGACCUCGCUGGUGACCCCCCGCCUGAGCCACGCCCCCCCCUGCCCCCCGCGCGGCCCCCACCACCUGGAGGGGGGCGCGUGUACCCCCAACUCCUGCCUGAACGGGGGGCGCUGCGUGAUGGGAAAGAGGUGCCUGUGUCCCGUGGGUGCCUCAGGUCCCCAGUGCAAGAUUCUCUCUCGCUCCUUCUCGGGGAGGGGGUGGGUGUGGUUGUCUCCCCCUUCCCCCUGUCUCCCCACCACCUACUCCCUCCGCCUCCUCCCCCUCCACCCCGACGCCCUCCUCCUCUACUCCGGCCCCCUCUCCUCCUCAUCAUCAUCAUCAUCCUCAUCCCCGCCUCCCCUCCUAGUGGUACAGGUGGUGGGGGGGCGCCCGCAGGUGGUGGUGGAGGGGGGUCGGGGGGCGGUGAAGGUGGAGGUGAACGUGACCUUGAAAGUGAACACCUGGCACUCCCUACACCUGCACUUGGACGGGCAGGGCGUCGUUCUAGCAGUGGAAGAAUGUGGUGUGGGGAGCGGCGGACCCCCUCCCCCGCACCCCUGCCUGGCGAGGGCUGGGUGGGGGAGGCAGGGGGAAGGGGAGGGAGAUGAUGAGGAUGGGGGGCUGGAAGUGGGGGGCUGGAGCGCGGGGGGGCCGUUGCAGGUGGGGGGCCUGGCGCACGCCCCCCCGCACCCCCAGGAUAUUGGGUGGAGUGUAGGCGCCCCCCUCGCCCCCCCUCUACACGGUUGCAUCUCCCACCUCAAGCUGAAUGGGGAGCUGGUGGACUUGGGCGAACCGGCACACAGCAGCGGGAGCCAGGGGGGGUGCGGGGUGCAGGCGCGGGCGUGUGGGCGCGGCGACCCCUGUGGGCGGCGAGGGCGGUGCGUGGGGGGCCUCGACAACCCGUGGUGCGAGUGUGAACCUGGGUGGGGAGGGGCGACCUGCUCCUCCCCCACCACCCCCGUCACCCUCACCCCCUCCUCCUACGCCCGGCUCUCCCUCCCCCGCCCCCCCGACCCGUACAAUGUGGAGGUGCGGGUGCGGGUGAGGGGGCGCGGGCGGCUGGAUGGGCUGAUGAUGAUGAUGAAGGAUGACACACACGCCCACGCCUUCAGGAUUAGACUUCGCGGGGGGAUAGCAUGCGCCGGGGUGGAGGGGGGGGCACGGCAGGGGGUUCAGGAGGUGUGCCUGGAAGGGGUGUCACUGGGGGACGGCGCCUGGCACUCCCUGAAGGCGCGAAGACAAGGCCACAACAUCGAGGUGCUGGUUGACAAUUCCUCGGACGGCUGGCGACACAACACGACCCUCACCUCCUUCCUCGCCUCCUCCGUGUCUGGGGACCUCCACGCCCUCCUUUCGCCGCCCCCGCCCCCCAUCGAGGCCUCUAGUGUCCUCCUGGGGGGCGUGCCUCAGCUGGGGGCCACAGGGGAAGUGGUGGUCAGAGAGGAUUUGAGUGAGGUCUGCCUCGAUGACGUCAGGAUAGGGGGCAAGGCGCUCCCCCACCCCCCCGCCCACACCCACCCGCCGCGGGGCACCGUGGACUCCUGGCGGGGCCGGGCCGCCGCCUGCCCCGCCCCCGACCCCUGCCCCGCCACCGCCGGCCUACCCCCCCUCACCUGCACACCCUCCUGGACACACGCCGCUUGCAGCUGCGGUCCGGGGCGUCAGCUGGUGGGUCGUGAGUGCGUGGACGUGGACGAGUGUGUGUACGGCCCCUGCCUGCACGGGGGCACCUGCUACAACCUGCGGCCGGGCUACCGCUGCGCCUGCCCGCUGACGCACGGGGGCGACAACUGUGAGUGGGCGAAGAUGGAAGCGGACACCCACCCCGUCAACGCCCCCCUCGCCAUCGCCGCCCUCACCCUCUCCGUCUUGGUCGUGGUGGUGAUCGGCGUGGUCCUCACCGUGAGGCACCAGCGGUCACGUGCCGGGCGGAGCGGGGAGAGCCUGACCCACCUGUCCAAGGGCGGCGCGCAGGUGUUGGAGUGUGCAGGCACCAACCCUCACCACCACCACCACCACCACCACCACAUCGCCCCAACCGCUCUAACCCACCCUGGAGUGGAAGGUGGAGGUGGAGACGGAGGUGGAGUGACAGUGGUAGGCGUGACAACCGUAACACUAAGCGGAGACCACCACCAGCACCACCACUACAAGCACCAUGAGGAAGAAGAGGGCGGUGAAGAAGGAGGAGGAGGAGGGGGGGGCGGAGAGAGACACAAGAAUGAUGGUAUAAUGAAACUCUCACAGCCAUGCCUUACCUCCCCUUGCCUCCCCUCCCCUUGCCUCCCCUCCCCAUGUAUUGCACCUCCCUGCAUCUCCACGUGCCUCCCCUCCCCUUGUAUCCCCUCUCCCCGCCUCUCCCAGCCCUCAGACACACCCAAGAUUAGCCAGCGAGGGGAGGCAAUGCAGGGAACACAGCAGGAAGGAAACACAGCACACCGCGCCCUCACCAAAGACCGGUGUGGUGGUGGUGUUAGCGCUGGUGAUGGUGUAGGUGGUGUUAGUCCAUGUGGUGGGGGUGUACGCGCCCCUCUUCCCCCCACCACAGCUCGGAGGCUACAGGAGGUGAUUGGAGGGGGUGCCGGCGCCCCUCCACCGCCCCCGCCACAGCCUCUACUUGCACAGGAUGAUCUGAGGGCGUAUGCUUACGAAGGGGAUGGGUCGCCUUCAAGCUGUCUGUCUUCGGCGGUGUUCGGGCUGGCCGGCGAGGAACAAGAAUACGAGGAGGAGUUGCCCAAGUCUUUAGUUCCAGAGUAUCGGGAAGUUUUGGAUUUGCUUAAAAAUUUACCAGACGCCGUGAGCUCCCUCGAACCGCCCCCCAGCGCCCUCCGUGAACCCUCCCCCCUCCCCUCCACCCCCGACACCUCCCCCUGCCCCUCCUGUCCUCCCCUUCUCCCCUCCUCCUCCUCAAUUUGUAUGGGCGAAGGAAAAGGGGCUAGGGAAAAAGGGGAAGGAGCGGUGAAGUGAGGGAUGGAGUGAGUGUGUGUGUGUGUGUGUGUGUGUGUGUGUGUUUUGAGAAGUGUCUAUCUAGUUCAAGUUUGGUGCGUUUAUUUUUUUCUUUUACGUGCAUAUAUUUCACGUCUAUUUGUUAUUGUUAUUGUUUUCUAGUCCUUGAUGAUGUGAUACUAGUUUAAAUAAUGUUGUUCUUGUAUAUCUAUCCACUUUAUUUAACUAUUUAUCUAUUAUUUAUCUAUUAUUUAUUCGCCCUGUCAUUCGCUACCCAACCUGUUUCUACACUCAAAAUUAUGACACACACCAUUAACUAUUAUCAUCAUUAUUACUAUCGUCGUUACCAUCACGUGCUACAGAUACAAUAAAAGUGAAAACGAAGUGCACCUGUGUCGUCGCAUGCUAGGUCGCCACACACCUGUAUUUUCCUCCCCAAUUAGCAGACCGUGAGCAGACCGGUGAUGUUUAUUUUCCUCCCUCGAGUCACACGAUUCUGCCAUUCAUUGCAAGAGAUUUUAUACAUUUUAUAUGAUGUUAGAAAUAAAUCGGCAAAGAA
Molecule: messenger RNA, 7576 nt
Organism: Eriocheir sinensis (Chinese mitten crab)
Lineage: Eukaryota; Metazoa; Arthropoda; Malacostraca; Decapoda; Varunidae
Product: putative neural-cadherin 2
Biological process (GO): homophilic cell-cell adhesion
Cellular component (GO): plasma membrane
Molecular function (GO): calcium ion binding
Source: RefSeq, a predicted model, not a curated record